CGGGUCUCCUUCCUCCUUAACUUUUUUUUUUGGUUUCUGCAGUUCCUCCUUAACUUCUUACCAUCACAAAUCAGCUUCGUACUUCAAGCGCCAUUGCUUUCUGCAGUAUGCAUAUUAUAGUGCUCCGGAAGCACGACAACGAUCAAUAGGCCUAGCUUGAGUCAAAACACCUCAUCAUCGCAUCAUGAAUGGAUCCUGCCUGAAAGUACCAGAUCCACUCGUAAAUGUUUCUCUGACAAAUCUGACAGAUGGGCGCCAGUGGCGCUUACCCAAAUGAUUCGGAGGAAUGUUGAAGGAGGUAUCCGGGGUCCUUCGCCUGCUCCGAGCAAUGGAGUGAAUAUAAUACGCUCGACAUGACUUCGCCAAUAGCCUCAAGCCUAUUUUCAAUCUUCUCAAAGUCUGGCAUGUCUUUCGCCCACAAGCCAGCACUGGACUCCCCCGACCCCACUAAGAUUAGCUCUUUCGGUCCCUCAGACGCGAGUGGACAUCCGCGUCAAAACGAAAAAGCACUUCCUCACUCCCGACCUAUACAACGAAGCCUCGUACAAUUGUUAUGGCGAACUAUUUUUCUUCCGAUCAUCGCUUUUGCAUACCUUGGGUUUUGCUAUGCGGCUGCCACUCGUGUCAUUCCUGUUCACGUCUAUAAUAUCAAUAAUCCAGUGGAUCAUCUAUUUAGUAUAAAGGCCGGAGUGACGACGAUCAACAUCAUCCUCAUCGGGAUGGCUUUGUUACCUCUCAGGGCUCUUCUGAGCGACCUCAAAAGCGAAGAAUUCUUUCGGGUGCUCCAUAAUUCCAAAUCGAAGGGUGUCCCACUGAAAGCAGUCAAUAAUGUUUCAUCCCCAAGUCGCGACUUGAUGGAAAGUUUGUCUUCGAUAACCCGGAAUACCUCGUCGAAAUAUUAUUCCACUGCAAUUUUGGCUGGACUUUUCGCCGUGAUGAUAUCCUCAUUGGCUCCUGCGGCGCUAUCUGUCGGUUUGAUUCUAGUUGAAGGCGAUAUGACAGCUAUCGAGGUGGGGGCAGUGGCUCCCCGCAGUAUAUAUCAGUUCGACGUUCUCAACGGCUUCUCGAGUGGCGCCAAUGUCUGGUUCAACGGGCGGAUAGCGGAAGCGGCAGCAAUGGGAUGGGUCCAAACUGUUCUAGGAAAAAACAUCCCCUUCCUUCCAACUUCCUCCCAGUACGGGGUACCUGUACCGCUACGAGUGGAUCCUACCGCUCGAGCCCGCUAUCUUACCGACGUCAUCGUCCUGGACCCAGUAUGCAACUGGACAAUCCCGAAUCCACCUGCAACCAUCUCCAAAGUAGACAACAUUACUAGUCUUCAAGCAGUUAACAUCACUCUCCCAGAUCAUUCCAUCUCGGCUACCUACAACGGCCUUAGCAAUUGGGAUCAAAACAAGAGCGUCGAAGUCAUCGGUAGUGGUGAUUUUGGUUUGGUCAUGUCGCUUAAGAACACGACGACCGGUGAUGCUAUCACGGAUGGAAGUAUGGCCUGGAUAGUCGCUCAGCUUACUUCAGGACAACAACGUGACUUUGCUUCUUCAACGACCGAUACCUCCGUAUUGGACCUCAGUGGCAUUCCAACGCAAGAUAUCUCUUAUAACUCAACCACUACUUCCAUCUCAAAUCAAACGAUGACGUCGGUUCGAUUCAGUGUUCUUGUUUGUAAACCUCGUGCCGCUGUCGAGACGCGAGAGGUCAGGUUGGACGGAAACGGGGGUUUAGAAGUUUCUGAUCGGAGAGGGUUGACGAGGCAGGGCAAUCUUGAUGACGGGCAGGUUAGCCUAUUGCUAGGGAAGAGCCUCGCCAAGUACACUACAGAUUCAGGUCCAGAUACAGGUUACGAGGGCAUCGGAAAAGCAGGACAAGUUCGACUUUUUUUCGGCCCUAAUUUCUGGAACUGGACCGCUACUCCAGUCCUCAAACCCCUUCCUCUCCAGGACAUCACUUCAACAUACAGGUCGGCAGUUCAAGCAUCUAUGACUUCGUACUUGUCCGGGAAGAUAUCCACUUCGUUCGUUCCCGGACGGAUUCAAUCCGUAAAGCUCGUAUUCACGAGUUCGCUGCCACACGUUAUCGUUUCUACCGUUCUAUUUGGAAUUGUAACGAUAUGGAUCAUUGUCUGUUACUUCCGCCCACAUGCGGCGAAAUUCACACUGGUUUCGGUGGCCGCAGUGUUGGGCCAAGGUUCUAAUGUAGUAGAAGUAUGUGAUAGUGUAAGUGACUCCGACGAGGUGGCCUUCAAGCACUUGAAGAAUCGUGGUGUUCGGUUGGAGGAUCGGAAUGGUCUGGGGAGCAGCCUAACGUUGCACAUAUUGUAAUGGGUAGUAGCAAGUUCAGCUUCUUCUUGUCGCUCAUAUUUACUUAAUUGAUUAUAACUUGCCGGAGUG
Molecule: messenger RNA, 2387 nt
Organism: Marasmius oreades (fairy-ring Marasmius)
Lineage: Eukaryota; Fungi; Basidiomycota; Agaricomycetes; Agaricales; Marasmiaceae
Exons: 10
Coding region: 354-2318 (654 amino acids)
Source: RefSeq, a predicted model, not a curated record